GCCCUGGGGGCCCCCCCCGACGCGGGGGGCCCCCCGGGGGCCCCCCCGGGGGCCCCCCCGGGGGCCCCCCUGGGGGCCCCCCCCGCCUCCCAGGGCCCCCUGGGGGCCCCCCCGGGGGCCCCCCUGGGGGCCCCCCUGGCCGCGGGGGGCCCCCCGGGGGCCCCCCCGGGGGCCCCCCCGGGGGCCCCCCUGGGGGAGUGGGGCGGGGAAGUGGACUUGGGGGCCCUGCAGAUGCUGGGGGGCCUUUUAGUACCCUUAUUGGUGCUUUGUUUUUUUGCUGCUGGGGCCCUGCGGCUGCGGAGGGGGCCCCCCCGUGCUGCUUAUUUGCAGUUAGUUGUGGGGGGCUUUUUGUUUACCAUAGGGAGCUUUUUGCUGCUGGGGGGCCCCCCUGCAGCAGCAGGCCAGGAGGGGCAGCAGUGGGGGCCCCUGCUGUGGCUGUGGGCUUUUCUGCAGCAGCAGCAGCACGCCCAGCUGCUGCUGCUGCUGCUCCUCACCUCUGCAGCGGGCCUCCUCCUCGCCUUCGGCCUCGCCCGCAGCAGCAGCAGCAGCAGCUGCAGCAGCAGCAGCAGCAGCAGCAGCAGCAGCGGGGAGGCUGCUGCUGCAGCGGGGCGGCUGUGCAGGCUGCGGAAAGUGUUCCAUUUGCUGCUGGUGGGAAAUGUUGCUGUUGUGUCUUUGUGGGGUUCUUUUUCUUUUUUAGUUUUGUGUCUUGGAGUUCUUUUGUGGCUGCUGGCAGCAGCAGAAGUGCUGCGGCUUUCCCGUGUCUUCCCCUUCUUUUCCCGUGCUGCUGCUGCAGCAUAUGGGCCAUUUGUGGGGCCCCGCGAGACCACUGGUCUGGUCCUCACGCCGCUGCUGCUGCUGCUCGGCGUUGCUGCUCCUUUGCUGCUGCCUGCUGCAGCAGCAGGGGCCCCCGGGGGCCCCCCGGCCCUCCUCGGCCUCGUCUUCGCCGGCUGCGGCGAUGCUGCUGCUGCUGCUGUUGGCAGCUGCUGCAGCAGCAGGGCCCCCAGCAGCAGCAGCAAAACGUGCGCGGCCCCGCAAGCCAGUCCAGGCAGCCCUGCUGCUGCCCGCAAGGGCCCCAAGGGCCCCCACGGGGCCCCUGAUAACAGCAGCAGCAGCAGCAGCAGCAGCAGCAGCAGCAGCAGCAGCGGAGGCCCCGAGGGGGCUCCCGAAAGCAACGGCAGCAGCAGCAGCAGCGGAGGCCCCGAGAAGGCCCCCGAAAGCAGCAGCAGCAGCACCACCAGCAACAGCCCCGAGGGGGCCCCCGAAAGCAACAGCAGCAGCAGCAGCAGCAGCAGCAGCAGCAGCAGCAGCAGCAGCAGCAGCAGGGGCCCCCUGGCAACUCUUCGGGGGCUGUUGGCCCCUGAAAAGAGCUUCGCCGGAUUCGCAGCUUUUGUCUUUUGCAGUUUUGUUUCUGGAGGACUUCUUUUCCAUUUGCUGCAAAUGACCUCCAGAGUAAAUGUUGCUGCCUUCGCCGUUGCUGUCUUCGCCGCCGGGCUUUUCGAGGCCAGCACGAGGGACAUCGACAACUUCAACGUGGCGAUGAUUGGCUGCGUUUACUACCAGCUGGUGGCUGGCUUCAUGGGUGCUUAG
Eimeria necatrix is the source of this 1587-nucleotide messenger RNA. RefSeq lists its product as hypothetical. The record is from RefSeq and is a predicted model, not a curated record. The annotation marks the transcript as partial. Gene Ontology annotation, cellular component: endoplasmic reticulum membrane. Gene Ontology annotation, molecular function: dolichol kinase activity. The transcript has 3 exons. Gene Ontology annotation, biological process: dolichyl monophosphate biosynthetic process. NCBI's taxonomy places the organism in Eukaryota, Apicomplexa, Conoidasida, Eucoccidiorida, Eimeriidae.